AUGACAUCACCAGCUUUAACAGACACCACUGUAGAAAACACAAUGGACACACCAGCAACUGUAAGGAGAAAUAUCACUCCAGUGGCCUCAACAGUCUCAGUUAAACCUGGACUAGAGCAACAAUCAACCUUCCUCUCUUCCACCACUUCUACGGACGAAACAUCAGCAUCUUCUCAGGACCACCAGGCUCAGGGCGUGGAAACCACCAGAGAAACUCAAACCAACACCAUCACAGAUGCGACCACGUCCACUCCCUCAUCACCCCCACGGGGAUCCACUCUUACAGAAGGCACUCCCCAGGAGACAUCCUCUUCAGGUCAAACAAUCACUUCUUCCCCAGCCAGGCUGAGCCACACACCUGCGACAACAUCAGAAAUGUUGGCAACACCAACCUCAACAGACAGAAAUUUCUCCCCAUCUACUGGAAGCAACACAUCUCCUACAACAUCAGACAUGAUGACAUCACCAGCUUCAACAGACACCACUGUAGAAAACACAAUGGACACACCAGCAACUGUAAGGAGAAAUAUCACUCCAGUGGCCUCAACAGUCUCAGUUAAACCUGGACUAGAGCAACAAUCAACCUUCCUCUCUUCCACCACUUCUACUGACGAAACAUCAGCAUCUUCUCAGGACCACCAGGCUCAGGGCGUGGAAACCACCAGAGAAACUCAAACCAACACCAUCACAGAUGUGACCGCGUCCACUCCCUCAUCACCCGCACGGGGAUCCACUCUUACAGAAGGCACUCCCCAGGAGACAUUCUCUUCAGGUCAAACAAUCACUUCUUCCCCAGCCAGGCUGAGCCGCACACCUGCGACAGCAUCAGAAAUGUUGGCAACACCAACCUCAACAGACAGAAAUUUCUCCCCAUCUACUGGAAGCAACACAUCUCCUACAACAUCAGACAUGAUGACAUCACCAGCUUCAACAGACACCACUGUAGAAAACACAAUGGACACACCAGCAACUGUAAGGAGAAAUAUCAGUCCAGUGGCCUCAACAGUCUCAGUUAAACCUGGACUAGAGCAACAAUCAACCUUCUUCUCUUCCACCACUUCUACUGACGAAACAUCAGCAUCUUCUCAGGACCACCAGGCUCAGGGCGUGGAAACCACCAGAGAAACUCAAACCAACACCAUCACAGAUGUGACCGCGUCCACUCCCUCAUCACCCCCACGGGGAUCCACUCUUACAGAAGGCACUCCCCAGGAGACAUCCUCUUCAGGUCAAACAAUCACUUCUUCCCCAGCCAGGCUGAGCCGCACACCUGCGACAACAUCAGAAAUGUUGGCAACACCAACCUCAACAGACAGAAAUUUCUCCCCAUCUACUGGAAGCAACACAUCUCCUACAACAUCAGACAUGAUGACAUCACCAGCUUCAACAGACACCACUGUAGAAAACACAAUGGACACAUCAGCAACUGUAAGGAGAAAUAUCACUCCAGUGGCCUCAACAGUCUCAGUUAAACCUGGACUAGAGCAACAAUCAACCUUCCUCUCUUCCACCACUUCUACUGACGAAACAUCAGCAUCUUCUCAGGACCACCAGGCUCAGGGCGUGGAAACCACCAGAGAAACUCAAACCAACACCAUCACAGAUGUGACCGCGUCCACUCCCUCAUCACCCCCACGGGGAUCCACUCUUACAGAAGGCACUCCCCAGGAGACAUCCUCUUCAGGUCAAACAAUCACUUCUUCCCCAGCCAGGCUGAGCCGCACACCUGCGACAACAUCAGAAAUGUUGGCAACACCAACCUCAACAGACAGAAAUUUCUCCCCAUCUACUGGAAGCAACACAUCUCCUACAACAUCAGACAUGAUGACAUCACCAGCUUCAACAGACACCACUGUAGAAAACACAAUGGACACAUCAGCAACUGUAAGGAGAAAUAUCACUCCAGUGGCCUCAACAGUCUCAGUUAAACCUGGACUAGAGCAACAAUCAACCUUCCUCUCUUCCACCACUUCUACUGACGAAACAUCAGCAUCUUCUCAGGACCACCAGGCUCACGGCGUGGAAACCACCAGAGAAACUCAAACCAACACCAUCACAGAUGUGACCGCGUCCACUCCCUCAUCACCCCCACGGGGAUCCACUCUUACAGAAGGCACUCCCCAGGAGACAUCCUCUGCAGGUCAAACAAUCACUUCUUCCCCAGACAGGCUGAGCCGUACACCUGCGACAACAUCAGAAAUGUUGGCAACACCAAACUCAACAGACAGAAAUUUCUCCCCAUCUACUGGAAGCAACACAUCUCCUACAACAUCAGACAUGAUGACAUCACCAGCUUCAACAGACACCACUGUGGAAAACACAAUGGACACAUCAGCAACUGUAAGGAGAAAUAUCAGUCCAGUGGCCUCAACAGUCUCAGUUAAACCUGGACUAGAGCAACAAUCAACCUUCCUCUCUUCCACCACUUCUACGGACGAAACAUCAGCAUCUUCUCAGGACCACCAGGCUCAGGGCGUGGAAACCACCAGAGAAACUCAAACCAACACCAUCACAGAUGUGACCGCGUCCACUCCCUCAUCACCCCCACGGGGAUCCACUCUUACAGAAGGCACUCCCCAGGAGACAUCCUCUUCAGGUCAAACAAUCACUUCUUCCCCAGCCAGGCUGAGCCGCACACCUGCGACAACAUCAGAAAUGUUGGCAACACCAACCUCAACAGACAGAAAUUUCUCCCCAUCUACUGGAAGCAACACAUCUCCUACAACAUCAGACAUGAUGACAUCACCAGCUUCAACAGACACCACUGUAGAAAACACAAUGGACACAUCAGCAACUGUAAGGAGAAAUAUCACUCCAGUGGCCUCAACAGUCUCAGUUAAACCUGGACUAGAGCAACAAUCAACCUUCCUCUCUUCCACCACUUCUACUGACGAAACAUCAGCAUCUUCUCAGGACCACCAGGCUCAGGGCGUGGAAACCACCAGAGAAACUCAAACCAACACCAUCACAGAUGUGACCGCGUCCACUCCCUCAUCACCCCCACGGGGAUCCACUCUUACAGAAGGCACUCCCCAGGAGACAUCCUCUUCAGGUCAAACAAUCACUUCUUCCCCAGCCAGGCUGAGCCGCACACCUGCGACAACAUCAGAAAUGUUGGCAACACCAACCUCAACAGACAGAAAUUUCUCCCCAUCUACUGGAAGCAACACAUCUCCUACAACAUCAGACAUGAUGACAUCACCAGCUUCAACAGACACCACUGUAGAAAACACAAUGGACACAUCAGCAACUGUAAGGAGAAAUAUCACUCCAGUGGCCUCAACAGUCUCAGUUAAACCUGGACUAGAGCAACAAUCAACCUUCCUCUCUUCCACCACUUCUACUGACGAAACAUCAGCAUCUUCUCAGGACCACCAGGCUCAGGGCGUGGAAACCACCAGAGAAACUCAAACCAACACCAUCACAGAUGUGACCGCGUCCACUCCCUCAUCACCCCCACGGGGAUCCACUCUUACAGAAGGCACUCCCCAGGAGACAUCCUCUUCAGGUCAAACAAUCACUUCUUCCCCAGCCAGGCUGAGCCGCACACCUGCGACAACAUCAGAAAUGUUGGCAACACCAACCCCAACAGACAGAAAUUUCUCCCCAUCUACUGGAAAUAACACAUCUCCUACAACAUCAGAGAUGAUGACAUCACCAGCUUCAACGGACACCACUGUAGAAAACACAAUGGACACACCAGCAACUGUAAGGAGAAAUAUCACUCCAGUGGCCUCAGCAGUCUCAGUUAAACCUGGACUAGAGCAACAAUCAACCUUCCUCUCUUCCACCACUUCUACUGACGAAACAUCAGCAUCUUCUCAGGACCACCAGGCUCAGGGCGUGGAAACCACCAGAGAAACUCAAACCAACACCAUCACAGAUGUGACCGCGUCCACUCCCUCAUCAUCCCCACGGGGAUCCACUCUUACAGAAGGCACUCCCCAGGAGACAUCCUCUUCAGGUCAAACAAUGACUUCUUCCCCAGCCAGGCUGAGCCGCACACCUGCGACAACAUCAGAAAUGUUGGCAACACCAACCUCAACAGACAGAAAUUUCUCCCCAUCUACUGGAAGCAACACAUCUCCUACAACAUCAGACAUGAUGACAUCACCAGCUUCAACAGACACCACUGUAGAAAACACAAUGGGCACAUCAGCAACUGUAACGAGAAAUAUCACUCCAGUGGCCUCAACAGUCUCAGUUAAACCUGGACUAGAGCAACAAUCAACCUUCCUCUCUUCCACCACUUCUACUGACGAAACAUCAGCAUCUUCUCAGGACCACCAGGCUCCGGGCGUGGAAACCACCAGAGAAACUCAAACCAACACCAUCACAGAUGUGACCGCGUCCACUCCCUCAUCACCCCCACGGGGAUCCACUCUUACAGAAGGCACUCCCCAGGAGACAUCCUCUUCAGGUGAAACAACCUCUUCUUCGCCAGCCACGGUGAGCCGCCCACCUGCAACAACGUCAGAAAUAUUGACAGCACAUAUCUCAGCAGACAGAAAUUUCUCCCCAUCUCCUGGAAGUGACACAUCUCCUACAACAUCAGAGAUGAUCAAUUCACCAGCUUCAGCAGACACCCUGAGUCAUGCAGCCUCUCGUUCUCCUUCCACAAUUUUGUCCACAAUUGGAGAAGUUCUGCCAACAACCCCAGGCUCAUUCACCCAUGAAAAUACAACUGCUGGGGUCAUUCCCACUGUAGGUUCUGAAAAUAACUCCUUCACAAAUACCACACAAGUCCCUACUUCCUCAGUGCGUGAGUCAAGCACACCGACCUCUGAGCAUCUUGCAGCUGUUCAGACAGUAGCCUCUACUAUGCAUCCUAUUACAAAGCCAACAGAUAUGGUUUCUACAAGUAAUCAUAACAGUGUAGCUGGUUCCACACCAACUUCACCGUUUCCACCGACAAGUUACGUUUCCAUCAAUACCACUCCUGACACUUCUUCAGCAUAUAAGUAUUCUAAGAGUCCGUUGCUUACUCUACCGCCAUCCACAGACUAUUCUGUCUCUGACUCUACUUCUUCUAGUAAUGUGGGCACAGCUCAGACCAUAUCGAGUUUCUAUACUUCAGCCAGUAAUUCUUCAUUCUCUCAAUCAGCCCCUGGCCCUGCAGUCACCUGGAGCUCCACCACCGUAUUCACAGGUCACCCCACUCAUCUGUCUGUUACCAGCACUUCUCCACCAUCCACAACAUCCUUAAGCUCCGCCAUGAAGACUGAGACAUCAGGAACAAUCGUACCCUCACAGAAGACAGACAGUGGGAGAAGCACAGCAACAUCACUACCCUCAACAACCUCCCAGACCCUUACCACGUCCACUGCUGGCACUUCCAGAGUCACCUGUUCAACAGCUGCCCCAGUCCCUAUCAAGCCCAAGAAAGGCGUUUCCCUCUUCCCCUAUGGGCUGUGUGCUGGAGACCAGGAGUUUGUGAAGAGGACUGUGGACUUCACCUCGCCACUCUUCAAACCCCAGAUUGGCUUCCCCCUCGGCUCCUUUCUCCGAGAUUCCCUCUAUUUCACAGAUAAUGGCCAAAUCAUUUUUCUGGAGUCAGAGUACCAGAUUUUCUCCUACCCCAACCCUCCCCUUAGAGGCUUUACAGCCUGGGAUCCUGUGGCCCUGGUGGCUCCAUUCUGGGACGAUGCUGAUUUCUCCAGCAGCCGGGGAACCAUAUUUUACCAGGAAUACGAGACUCUCUAUGAUGAAUACAACCUGCUAGUGAGGGAGGUGGAGUCUUGGAUUAAAAGGUUAACAAACACCUGGAACUACAAAGCCAGGUGGACGCUAAAGGUCACGUGGGUCCACGUUCCCCCCUAUCCUGCCUGGGGAACCAUCGGGACCAACACCUACCAGGCCAUCCUUUCCACAGACGGGAGCAGGUCCUACGCCAUGUUUCUCUACCAAAGCGGCGGUAUGCAGUGGGAUGUGACCCGGCGCCCAGGCAACCCCGUCCUGAUGGGCUUCUCCAGUGGAGAUGGGUAUUUCAAAAAUAGCCCGUUGACAUUCCAGCCAGUGUGGAAAAAGUAUCGUCCAGACCAGUUCCUGGAUUCCAGCUCAGGCCUCCGAGGGCUGCAAAUCUACAAGCUACACAAGGAAGAAAAGCCCAACUACCGUCUCCAGUGCCUGCAGUGGUUGAAGAGACAGUCUCAGUGGCCCAGCUGGGGCUGGAACCAGAUCUCCUGCCCGUGUUCCUGGAGUCAGGGACUAUGGGACUUGAGAUUCCAGCCCAUCAACAUAGCCUGGUCGGGCCUUGGCAGCAGGCAGCUGUGCAGCUUCUCUUCCUGGCGAGGGGGCGUGUGCUGCAGCUACGGACCCUGGGGAGAGCUUCUCCAAGGCUGGAGAGUGCAGAGUCCUUGGCAGUUUGACCAAGAACUGGAGCCGCAGAAUUGGUGUUGCAGUUUCAACGACAAGCCCUCCUUCUGUGCCCUGUACCAGCUCAGGAGGCCCCGCGUCAGCUGCGCUGGGUACCAGCCCCCGAGGCCAGCCUGGAUGUUUGGGGACCCCCACAUCACCACCUUGGAUGGUGCCAAUUACACCUUCAAUGGGCUGGGAGACUUCCUGCUGGUCCGGACCCGGGAUAGAAACUCCUCCUUCCUGCUGCAGGGCCGCACUGCCCAGACCGGCUCGGCCCAGGCCACCAACUUCAUUGCCUUCGCCGCUGAAUACAACUCCAGCAGCCUGGACCCCAUCACGGUUCAAUGGCUCCUUGAGCCCAGUGACACAAUCCACGUUCGGCUCAACAACCAGACUGUAACAUUUGAUACUAACCGUGAAGGUGCAAAAGGCCAGGAGAUGUUCAACACCUCUGGAGUUGUAAUGACCCGCAAUGGCUCCACGGUAUCAGCCAACUUUGAUGGGGCAGUGACCAUCUCAGUGAUCGCUCUCUCCAACAUCCUCCACGCGUCCUGCAGCCUCUCAGAGGAGUAUCAGAACCACACAGAGGGCCUCAUGGGCUUCUGGAACGGCAACCCAGAUGACGACUUCAGAAUGCCCAAUGGCUCCACCCUUCCCCCAGGGAGCUCUGAGGAGAUGCUUUUUCACUAUGGAAUGGCCUGGGAAAUCAACGGAACAAGCCUUUUUGGCAAGAGGGACGACCAUUUGCCUUCCAACUUCACCCCUGUCUUCUUUUCACAACUGCCGGGAAACAAAUCUUUGAAUGAAAAUUUGACCUCCAAGUGUAACGGAGAUAGACUCUGCAUCUACGAUGCCCUAGCCACAGGAAACAAAAGCCUUGGACUGUACACUGGGAUGCUCUUUAGAAGAUACCAGCAGAUGAACACCACCCUGAAUCAGUACCCCCCGUCUAUUGAGGGUCCUGAUGUGAUCGAAGCCUACAUGGGACAGGCCAAGGUGAUUAAUUACACCAGCAGCACUAAGGACGUCACAUUCACUCUCAGAAACAACUACACUGACUUCAAGCUCUUUGAGAAUGGGACAUUGCUAUGGACACCAAAGUUGCUGGGACCAUUUACUCUGGAGAUUCUAGCAAGAAGUGCCAAGGACAACUUGUCAUCUGUACUCAAGCCAAGGACAGUGGUCUGUGCGUGCAAGGCAGAGAGCCAGUGUUUAUACAACCAGACCAGCUAUGUGGGCGAUUCCUCCCUGGAGGUGGCCGACUGCAAGUGUGACGGGAACGCCACAGGCCGCUACUGCAACCGCACCAAGGACCCCUGUGACGAGCAGUGCUUCCGGAAUGUGAAGUGCAUUUCCGGGAAGGGCUGCGAGGCCUGCCCCCCGAACCUGACUGGGGAUGGACGUCACUGUGCACCUCUGGAGAGCCCCUUCCUCUGUCAGAACAAGUCCUGCCCUGAGAAUUACUGCUACAACGACGGCCACUGCUACCUCUCCCAGGCUCUGGCCUGCCAGCCCGCCUGCACCUGCCCCCCAGCCUUCACCGACACCCGCUGCCUCCUGGCUGGGAACAAUUUCACUCCAACCGUCCGUCGAGAGCUUCCCUUGAGGAUCAUCCAUCUCUCACUCAUUGAAGACGAAGGUGCCUCCCAAGCAGAUGUCAAUGCCUCGGUGGCCUAUAGACUGAGGAACCUGGAUGUGCGUGCCUUUCUCCGGAACAGACAAGUGGAUCGAAUUGAACCCCCAAUAGCACUGGCCUCAGGAAGCUUCCUUCACCGCUGGAGCAUCAUCUCGGAGUUCCAGUACCGCCCUGGGGGCCCUGUCAUCGACUUCCUGAAUACCCAGCUGCUAGACGCAGUGGUGGAGGCGUUCUUAACUCCCUGGAGGAGGUGGAAGAGAAGUGUGGGGCCCAGGAACAACGUGACCUUCCACCCCAUCUACAGGAGGGACGUGUACAGUAUGAUGGCUCUGAAUGUGAGCAUGCUGGAAACUUACUUCCAAUGCAGCGGAUACAAGGGCUACCAUCUGGUCUUCCGCCCCCAGAGCGGCUUCACCUGCGUGUCCCCCUGCAGUGAGGGCUACUGUGAAAACGGAGGCCAGUGCCAGCACCUGCCCGAUGGGCCCCGCUGCAGCUGUGAGCCCUUCUCCAUCUACACGCCCUGGGGCAAGCGCUGUGAGCACCUGAGUUUGAAACUCGGCGCCUUCUUCGGGAUCCUUUUCGGGGCCCUGGGCGCCCUCCUGCUGCUGGGGGUCUUGCUGUUUGUGUUCCUGCACUUCUGGGGCUGCUUCGGGAGCCGUUUCUCCUACCUGCUGGGCUCCGAAAGCUGAGGCUUUCGAACGGGCUGCGGUGGUUUAUGAUACCUCAGGAGCUACCCCAGCCUCACCUGCACACACUUCCAGGCGUCAUGGUUUAGGGAGCCUGGAAAAAGUAAGGUGACUGAUGCGUACACAGGAUUCUUUAAGAAGAAUGAAUAAUGGGAAUGAAUAAUAAAGACCACACCUUGUCAGAACAGGAGACACAGAGGCUGAAAGGAAGAGGCCAUAAAGGCCUACUACAUAAAUAGAUGGAUUCUCACACAAACAUACCCACACAGAGGACACUGACCUACAGAAACACUACGUGCACACACCAGAGUUGAUGGGGUGAUGGCUCUAAAUUAAAAACCAAAAUACAUUUGCACACAAAAGUCUCCAGUUUACUUCUAAUUAAAGUUUAUUUAA
Lipotes vexillifer (Yangtze River dolphin) is the source of this 9075-nucleotide messenger RNA. Its product is annotated as mucin-4-like. NCBI's taxonomy places the organism in Eukaryota, Metazoa, Chordata, Mammalia, Artiodactyla, Lipotidae. The transcript is spliced from 24 exons. The coding region runs from base 1 to 8682 and encodes 2893 amino acids. Gene Ontology annotation, biological process: cell-matrix adhesion. The record is from RefSeq and is a predicted model, not a curated record. Gene Ontology annotation, molecular function: ErbB-2 class receptor binding.